Molecule: messenger RNA, 4367 nt
Organism: Mizuhopecten yessoensis (Yesso scallop)
Lineage: Eukaryota; Metazoa; Mollusca; Bivalvia; Pectinida; Pectinidae
Exons: 2
Coding region: 105-1778 (557 amino acids)
Source: RefSeq, a predicted model, not a curated record
UCAAAAUUAAGGUCAGAAAUGGCGAUGAACACCAAGUUUACCGACGUUACGAUGUAUUUGAUAUAAUUUCAUUGUCAGGAACAACUUUUGAAAUACAAUACUAAAUGAGCACCAUCAUAAUGUCUGUCCCGAAGAACAGAUCACACAGCAAGAGCUCCGACUCAGUACAGGAGGAACAUAUGACAAUGACGCUCUUACAACAGGUACCACGAGACCCAGAGUUUCCUAUACAACAGAAUGAAUCUCGUGAGAAUCAAGGUGAACUUACUAAUGCCAUAAUUAGUGAUAGAGUUCAGCCUUGUGAAAAUGUGAAGGGAGAUACAAGAACUACACCAGAGGAGAGUUCAGUUAGUGAAUUUCAUCAGACUGCAUCAGAUAACUUGACAGGCUUAGGUCAGUCAGGUGGAUGUACCAGUCAUUGUAGGGAUGUUAUGCUAGCACAAGACAACAGGAAUGUGGAAGGGUUACCAUCUGCUGAGGACAAACUGGUUAAUGAUAAAAAGAAAACAAAUCUGUGUCUAAGUUCAUUGGUCGAGGUUCUUGGUAAUCAAUAUGAAAACAAUUAUACUGUAAACACAGAAAAGGAUAUGCUUGAGAAUGACCAGGCUCUUGAUCAAGACAGUUAUAAGUAUGGCCAGACUCUUGUACAGGAAACCUGUGAGAAUCACAAGUCCAGUGUAUGCAAUUCUUAUAUACCAGAACAUCAGAUUGUGCCAAAAGGACCAAACUUUGUGACACGGAUGAUGUACAUGCAGUUUUCUGUCCAUCGCAGAGACGGACCAUACUUUGUGACACGGAUGAUGUACAUGCAGUUUUCUGUCCAUCGCAGAGACGGAUCAUACUUUGUGACACGGAUGAUGUACAUGCUGUCUUCUGUCCAUCACAGAGACGGACCAUACUUUGUGACAUGGAUGAUGUACAUGCUGUUUUCUGUCCAUCGCAAAGACGGACCAUACUUGGUGACACAGAUGAUGUACAUGCUGUUUUCUGUCCAUCACAGAGACGGACCAUACUUGGUGGCUCGGAUGACGUACAUGCUGUUUUCUGUCCAUCACAGAGACGGACCAUACUUGGUGACACAGAUGAUGUACAUGCUGUUUUCUCUCCAUCGCAAAGACGGACCAUACUUUGUGACACGGAUGUACAUGCUGUUUUCUGUCCAUCACAGAGAUGGACCAUACUUGGUGGCUAAGAUGAUGUAUCUGCAGUGUGUUCUCCUUUGCCGUAAUAAAUCAUACGCGCUGUAUACUGGGAAGGCAUGCAUGAAGCUUGUCUGCCAUUUACUUGUGAAGGACUUCAAUGUAACCAGAAAAGGUUGUUUCCCUAAGUCUGAUCAGCAAAAGUACGGAAACAAAUUUCUUGGAAGUUUGUCUACGCAGCUGAACAAUCAAGUAGUACAAGUGUAUGCUGUAGUUUUUAAUAACUACAUGUAUGGUAAUGGAGUUCUCACACAGAAUCAUACUAAUGUGUUGGCUGUCUCAGACCAUGAGUCGCCUCUCCAGUUAUUUAAUCCACAACAGCACCAACAUAAUCCUGUAGCAGUGGAAGUCGUUGAAGGUCCAAUACAGCAUCCAGCACAGAAUGAUGCUGGUGUGCUGGCUAUCGCAGACCUUGAGUUGCCUCUCCAGUUAUACAAUCAGUUCCCACACCAAAAUAAUCCUGUAGCAGUGGAAAUCCUUGACGGUCCAAUACAGCAUCCACCACAGAAUGAUGCUGGUGUGCUGGCUAUCGCAGACCAUGAGCCAAAUCCAAAUACCAACAACCAUAAUGCAGAUUAGAACCAGCAACUUGCAAUGGGGAUUGCUGUUGCAUUUGUUGUAAUGGCAAUACCAAUACCAAUGAAUGAGUUAAACUGGUCAGGAAAUAAAGAUGGCAGUCAGACCGUCAUCUUAGAUUAUAACUAUUCAAGAUUGACAUCACUAUUUCUCCAGAAGUAUUUGACAAAUCCGUCUUGACUUUCAUGCAUAUAUUUCCCUUGGUUCGUAAUUGUACACAUUAAGCCCAAUUGCUUUUGAUAGUUCAAGAUUGUUAUCACUAUUUUUCGAGAAUUCCCUUGACAGCUCUUUCUUAUAAAUCAUAUGUAGGUUUCCCUUGGUCUAUACGUUUGCAUGUUUCAUUUUGAAUCUGAUUGAAAAAGCAUGAUCAAGGUCACUGUUAUUAAAAAUAGGAAACUUUGUGCUGUGAGUUCAUAGCUUUGUCACUUUCGUUCGAAGUGAUUAAAUUGCUUUAUUGAGUUAUAUCGCAUUAUUUUGUAUCCCAAGUCAAGGUCUCUAGUAACAGAAAUAAAAAGUUGUACAAUGACAUAGUCACUCUAGUGCCUUCAUUUAAAGUGACUAAUUCCUCUGAAACUUUAGACUGAGUUGAAGCAUCAAGUUAAGUUGGUGUCCUACCAUAUGGAAUAUACAUGUAGAUAUAAAAACAGACAAGCUUGUUUUUCUGAAGCUCGAUCAAUGACACUUAACCUUUUUCAUCCUGACGAUUAAGUCAAGAGUGCUGGGAUUAUUUUAGGGGAGGGGAGGAGGGGAUUACAUGAUUUGCAGAACAGGAUGCAAUCCUCUGGCACACCAUGAAAAGUUGUGAGAUGGCUGGACUUGGAAGCCCUAUAAACUUGGCCUGCUGCACAUCACUGAUUUAGAUAUUAUUCAUAUUUUUGAGUGAAUUAAAGUUGAGUAAACUCCAUCCAGGAUAAAAUGAGGUAAACAAGUUUAUACAGUACAUUGUACAGACAUUUUGAUUUGUUGAAAUGUUUUUGUUUUGUAAAUAAGAUAUCUCAUAUGAUAAACAUUCUUUGCAUCUAAAAAAAAGAAAGAUAAAAAAAACUUAGUUGCAUCAAUUUAUUGUAGAAUAUUGCAGUCUAUGUAUUUAACCAUAUUAAAUUUUAAACUGAGAAACAUGAUUCGGUAAACUCCAUAGUAGUAUAUUGUAGUAUCAUCAUUUGUAAUACAUUCACUAUUAUGCCAUGUUCUGAUUAGUUACUUGAUAUAUAGUUCACUGACUCAGUUGCUGUUUGCAUAAUGAAAAUUGCUAAUAUAUGUUGUAUAUAAUGUAUUAAUAUGCGUGUACUGUUCAUGCUUUUUUGGUGUGUUUUUUUGCGCUCUUUGUUAAGGGAUGUUUUAUUACAAAUAUAUGUAAGAAUUAAACUCGACAUUUAUUAGCUCUUAGUGCUGAUGAGCUAAAUGCCAUACCGUGGCAUCUGGAAUCUGUCGUCCACCAUCACCUUUUCCAUUCAAACAACUUCUUCAUAAUAACCAACAUGCUUAAGAUGAUGAUAUAUGGACAGUGGCAUGCUGGGAUGAAAAAACUAUGAAGUUUGUCCAAGUUAAUGACCUUGACCUUCUUUCAAGGUCAAAGGGCUCAAUUAUGUUACUAUCUUGAAACAACUUCUUCUCGAAUCAAAUGGUUUAGAGUGAUGAUAUAUCUGACCAUUAGCAUGCUGUGAUGACAGUAUUCAAAUUUUGUUCAAAUGAAUAACCUUGACUUUCUUUCAAGGUCACAGAGGUCAAAUGUGUUAAAAUACUCAGAAACCUUCUUCUGAAUAUUGAAGGUCUGUCAAGUUUGGUCAAAUUAAUGACCAUCCCCACUUUCAAGGACGCAGGGAUAAAUGGAUUUAAAUCUUUCAACAGGUUCUUCUGAAUAACCAAGAGUAACAAGUAAUGAUAUUCAGCCUGAAACUUAAUUGACCUGGUAGUCCAUUUACAUAUAUUUGCCCUUGGCUCACUUUGAAGUUUACUUGUAAUAGAAGAUACCAGGUGAGCAUUAUAGUUCCAUCAGGACUCUUCAGUUUCUUUUCAAAUGUUGUUUUGUCCACAUAAUUUGUUUGACUCAUGUCUUUGACAAGUGAAAUCAACAUUUAUCCAUGACAAUCAUGGUAAAAGUUUAACCAAAAAAAAGAACACUGUUAUUGCAGAAAUUGAUGUAUCCACUUUUUUCUGAACAGACUUUGAUUGAACUUAAGUAUUAGUCAGAUAUGAAAUAUCUGAAACGAGUUUGUGUUUCAGGAUUUCUAAUUGUCAUCAUUAUUAUUUAUAGAAAAUAAUUUUUAGUGCUCUAGCAACUUCAUAUCUGAACAAAUUUGAUCAAACUUUCUAUAUAACUGGUUAAGUAAGAGAAUUUGUUAGACACAUUCCUGUUUCAGGGUAUCCAGGGCAAGGUUAUCUUCACUGUACAGAAAAGCAUUGCCAUGAAGUAUACGUAGUGACUUCAUUUCUGAAUGGAUUUUGAUCAAAUGAUGUACUUAGUAAGCAAGUAUUGGAAUGCUUUUCUGGGUCAAGGUCACCAUCAGUAUUUAUAGAAAAUCUUUCAUUCAAGAUUUGUAUUUUUUACAUUGUUGUUGUUUUUUAGCUCACCUGGCCCAAAGGGCCAAGUGA